CGCCAGCGCGUCGAUCCUCUCUACGUGUCCGCAUCCUCUCGUCCUCCUCCUCGGUCCGCCGCCGCUCGUUUCGCAGUCUCUGGGAGUAUCUGGGCCUCUUCCUUACGAUUCAUACUCUACUGUGCAAGUUAUACUGUCAUUAUAGGCCACCAUGGCCAACUACAGCUAUGACGAGGCCGGUAACAUGGCCGCCUACUUCCUCCUCACCUUCUUGUCAAUCAUCUUGAUUCCACUCACGAUUUCAUCGCUCUCGCCAUCACGAAAACCGCGAGGAAAGUCGGGGUGCCAAUGUCGGGCUUGCGCCGAACAGACAGAGAACAUACGGAGACGAGAAGGAGGAUCCGUAUUAUCUCCAAAAUUGAGGCCAAAGACAUUCAUCCUUGCCGCGGGUUGGGCUCUUGUCGCGUACCUUACCUACAAGGCGGUGACGGCCGAGGUGGAGAACAAGGUGUAUGACCCCUUCGAGAUUCUGGGUCUCGGGAGCGGUGUGGACCUCAAAGCAAUCAAGUCGCAUUACAAGAAGUUAUCCAAGAAGUUCCACCCCGACAAAGUGAAGUUGGGAGUGAAUGAAACUAUGGAGAUGGUCGAGGCAAAAUUCGUGGAGAUCACGAAAGCUUACAAAUCCCUGACCGAUGAAACUAUCCGGAAGAACUGGGAGCUGUAUGGUCAUCCCGAUGGCCGGCAGGAGGUGUCUAUGGGCAUUGCGUUGCCGAAGUGGAUUGUGGAGAGCGGCAACAACAUUUGGGUCCUUGGCGCAUAUGGUCUCUUGUUCGGCGGAGCUCUGCCUGCUCUCGUGGGCCGCUGGUGGUUUGGCAACAGGGACAAGACCAAGGAUGGUGUGAAGGCUCGCAGUGCGGAAGUCUUCUUCAAGACCCUCCAAGAGGAGUCUAGCAUUGAUGACGUCGUGGCCGGAUUUGUGAAGGCAUUUGAGUGGGAGCGCCCAAAGGCUACCGUUAGCAAACGCGAGAGUGAGGUGGACGACCUCGAGCAGCAGAUCAAGGAGCGUCUCAAUGGCAAGUGGACUGAACUUAGCAAGCUGGCCGAUGCGAUGCCGGGCGAACAUGAGACGCGUCGUCGAGCAUUCAUUCUCCUCUACGCACAUCUUCUCCGCAUUCCAAUCCGCAAUGCGUCGCUGCGUCAAGAGCAAGCCGACCUUCUGCUGCAGACGCCGACCCUGCUCAAUUCCAUGCUCAACAUCAGCGUCUCCCGCAACUGGCUCCAGCCGACUCUUUCUGUGAUGCGCCUUCACGCUUACCUCGCUCAGGCAAUACUGCCCGGUCAAGACCACCUCAGGCUCGCUCAGUUCCCUGAUGUCAGCCCGGACGAGGCUGCGACGCUUGCCCCGCCUGAGGGUGCAAACACAGACGCCGUGACGGAGCUCAUCGAAACCCUGGAGCAGAGGUCAGAUGUUCGCGCGUCUGAGGUCAGGAAGGCCGCACAACGUUGGGGAAGGGUUGAGUUGGUCGAUGCAGCACUCCGCGUGUUCGGCGAGCGAUGCAUCACACCGCAGGCGUACAUCAACAUCGUUCUCAAGCUCCGGCUGUCCCCGCCUGGUGCGCCGCACGCGAACGGGGAUGCGCAGACAGAUGGUCGGAGUGAGGAGCAGAGGGAGGAGGAGUUCCUUGCGGGCAAGACAGAUAUGGAGGAUCUUCCAGGCGACGAUGGCGUCAGCUAUGCGCAUGCACCAUACUGGCCCGCACAUCGCAAGCCCAGUUGGUGGGCAGUCAUGUCGGACGCACGGAGCAACAAGAUUAUGAUCGCGCCCAUGAAGAUCUCCGACAUUCCCAUGGGCCCUCAGUACCGCAUGUACAGGCAGCAGUUCCAGGGCCCGCCGCAGUCGGGUCUCAACCGGUGGCGGCUGCAUCUGAUAAGCGACACCUUCAUUGGCGAGGAGCUCGUUCAUGACAUGGAGUGGAAGGUAGAGGACCCAUCCGUAGUGAAUGUAGUGGAGAUGGAGUCGGAAGACGAGAUCUCCGAACCCGAGGAGGACUCGCUCGCAGGCCAGAUGGCGCUGAUGCGCGGUGGCUCCGUCAAGCGACAAGAGGACGGGAGCGACGAUGAGAGCACGACGGACGACGAUCGUGACGAGGACGCAGAGUCGUCGAGCAGCAGCGAUAGCGAUUGAGCGUUGGUGUCGUCGUAGUGUAUGGAGGAUAAUGGCGUUGACGGUAGGACGGCAGGACAGGAUCGGUUCUCUGCGUGGCUUGUUCGAUGUAUUUAUUCUCUUUAGUAAUUCUGGUUUCGUCGACACUCUGACAAAAGACAACAUCACCAUCGAUAGUGGUUAACCCUGUA
Rhodofomes roseus is the source of this 2295-nucleotide messenger RNA. Its product is annotated as Sec63 Brl domain-containing protein. Gene Ontology annotation, cellular component: Sec62/Sec63 complex. Lineage: Eukaryota; Fungi; Basidiomycota; Agaricomycetes; Polyporales; Fomitopsidaceae. Gene Ontology annotation, biological process: SRP-dependent cotranslational protein targeting to membrane; post-translational protein targeting to endoplasmic reticulum membrane. Gene Ontology annotation, molecular function: transmembrane protein transporter activity; RNA binding. The transcript is spliced from 9 exons. The coding region runs from base 152 to 2125 and encodes 657 amino acids. The record is from RefSeq and is a predicted model, not a curated record.